Molecule: messenger RNA, 1014 nt
Organism: Olea europaea var. sylvestris
Lineage: Eukaryota; Viridiplantae; Streptophyta; Magnoliopsida; Lamiales; Oleaceae
Product: ras-related protein RABA5a
Exons: 1
Cellular component (GO): endosome
Molecular function (GO): GTP binding; GTPase activity
Source: RefSeq, a predicted model, not a curated record
CUACAUUUUAACUCUGUGGUACCAUUACUUAUCUUAAGACCUUUAGAUGGACACUCGCUCAUAAAUUGCUAAGUAGAUCAUGGCUGCACUGAGACUAGUUAGAUCUUCACUGACUGACUUUCCCCAGAAAACUCUGCCACUAACAUAUCAGGAACGUUGAAAUUCUCUAUCAUCCUUCCUGCAUGUGAAAUUUGUUUAGAUUAAUAGUGUAUGCCUGGAAAAGAACACAUAUAAUAAACAUGCUGAAAAACACCUGUAUUGUCAAUUCUACAACUAUGACCUUAGUUUGUCUGCAGUUUUGAAAGAGAAAGCUGUGCUGAAUUCUUUGUAUAAGUUUUGGUUUCUAAUGCUUGCUUGAUAAGCAGGUACCUCAAAGCUUUCACCUUUUCUGGACAACCUGAUUGGACAAACCUGAUUGGAAUCUGAGUUAACAAGUUUUACCUGCAUUGUGGGCUCGUAGGAAAGCUGCGCUUAGGGAAGUGGAAGUUACUACCUUUGUGCAACUGAAUCCUGCUCUUUGAGUUUCUUCUGAGGACCUUUUCCUUCACAUAUUUCCUUUUCCUCAUUUUGGGAAAGAAAUGUAGUUUGAUUCUUUUGAUGUUUAGCUCUUAUCAUUUUUGUUAGUUUGUCCAUAUACAACAGUAAAUAUGGUAUAAUAGAGUGUCGCUAAAAGGUUGAAAUAUGGCGCAUUCCCCAGAAGAGGAACAAACCCAGGAUUACCUUUUCAAGAUUGUUUUGGUUGGUGAUUCAGCUGUUGGUAAAUCAAACUUGCUAGCUAGAUUUGCUAGAGAUGAGUUUUACCCUAAUUCAAAAUCAACUAUAGGAGUAGAGUUUCAGACUCAGAAGAUGGAAAUAAAUGGGAAGGAAGUCAAGGCUCAGAUCUGGGACACAGCUGGUCAGGAGCGGUUUAGGGCUGUUACAUCUGCAUAUUAUAGAGGUGCAGUUGGAGCUCUUCUGGUCUACGACAUCAGUCGACGCCAGACCUUUGAUAGCAUUGGCAGAUGGCUUAAUGAA